CUGCUGGAGAGGCACAGAGAGAAGAACAAAGCUGUGCACGUGUCGUUCCUCGACCUUGAAAAGGCAUUUGACAGGGUCCCCCACGACCUCAUCUGGCACUCGCUUCGAUCCCAUGGAGUCCCUGAAACCUACGUGCAUUGGGUGCAACUCCUAUACAAGAACGUCACCAGUGCAGUCAGGUGUGCAGUGGGCAUAUCACCGCCAUUUCCCAUCAGCGUUGGAGUGCACCAAGGAUCGGCCCUGUCACCACUCCUGUUUAUCCUGUGCAUGGACACGAUCACUGCCGACCUGCACACGCCCCUGCCAUGGUCAAUUCUCUACGCGGAUGACGUCCUCCUCUCAGAUGAAGAGAGAGGAGAAGUGGAAAGACAAACGCGCCUGUGGAAGAACGUUUGGACGAAAACGGGUGAGGUUCAACAUCAAAAGACGGAGUAUAUGGAGUGUGGCCCCCAAACCGACGGCACCAUCAGCAUUGACGGAGAAGAUCUGAAGAAAGUGACGGACUUCAAGUACCUGGGUUCCACCAUCAGCUCAGAUGGUAGCAUCACGACUGAUGUGAGGUCACGAGUCAAUGCGGCAUGGAUGAAGUGGAGGCAAGUCACCGGAGUCCUCUGUGAUAGGAAAAUGCCGAAUAGGCUGAAGGGAAAAAUUUACAAGACCAUCGUCCGACCGGUGGCACUCUAUGGAUCCGAGUGCUGGCCAGCCACAACUGUACACGAACAAGCUCUCCACACCAUGGAGAUGAGGAUGCUCAGAUGGAGCCUCGGACUCACUCGAUGGGAUCGUGUCAUGAACGAAGACGUUCGGAAUCGACUUGGUGUGGCCCCCAUUGCGGACAAGAUGCUUGAGGCAAGGCUUCGGUGGUACGGCCAUGUGAUGCGAAGUGAAGAGUCAUCAGUGGCCAAGACUGCCCUGCACACGCCCCUGCCAUGGUCAAUUCUCUACGCGGAUGACGUCCUCCUCUCAGAUGAAGAGAGAGGAGAAGUGGAAAGACAAACGCGCCUGUGGAAAGAACGUUUGGACGAAAACGGGAUGAGGUUCAACAUCAAAAAGACGGAGUAUAUGGAGUGUGGCCCCCAAACCAACGGUACCAUCAGCAUUUACGGAGAAGAUGUGAAGAAAGUGACGGACUUUAAGUACCUGGGCGCCACCAUCAGCUCAGAUGGUAGCAUCACGACUGAUGUGAGGUCACGAGUCAAUGCGGCAUGGAUGAAGUGGAGGCAAGUCACCGGAGUCCUCUGUGAUAGGAAAAUGCCGGAUAGGCUGAAGGGAAAAAUUUACAAGACCAUCGUCCGACCGGUGGCACUCUAUGGAUCCGAGUGCUGGCCAGCCACAACUGUACACGAACAAGCUCUCCACACCAUGGAGAUGAGGAUGCUCAGAUGGAGCCUCGGACUCACUCGAUGGGAUCGUGUCAUGAACGAAGACGUUCGGAAUCGACUUGGUGUGGCCCCCAUUGCGGACAAGAUGCUUGAGGCAAGGCUUCGGUGGUACGGCCAUGUGAUGCGAAGUGAAGAGUCAUCAGUGGCCAAGACUGCCAUGCGUAUUGAGCCAGAGGGCCGCCGUCCACGCGGACGUCCGAAAAAGCGAUGGAUGGAUCGAAUAAAGGAAAACAUAAAGACGGUCAACGCAUCCCCUGAAGAUGCCCUGGACCGAGCCAAAUGGAGAAGACAAUGCCGAAAAGCGGACGCUGCGCCACAGCGGGAACAACGCUAG
Callorhinchus milii (elephant shark) is the source of this 1716-nucleotide messenger RNA. RefSeq lists its product as uncharacterized. Lineage: Eukaryota; Metazoa; Chordata; Chondrichthyes; Chimaeriformes; Callorhinchidae. The record is from RefSeq and is a predicted model, not a curated record.